CGCUUGACAUUUAUUACGCGCCAAAUAACAACAGUGCCCAAAGUUGUGUAGCAAUAGUAUUUUUGCAAUUAAUUUAUUUUAUAUCAUUAUAUACAAACACUAAUAACAAUUUAUUUAUAAAAUCCAUGGCGACGGUAAGACGGUCCACCAGGUUAAGUAGCGUAGUUAAAUCGUCAGAUUCACCGAACGCAGAUAUUUGGCAUCGUAGACAAGUAAAAAACGCUGCCGUGGCGGAAAGUGACAACGAUGAUGUAUCAAUAUUAACUGACGAAGAAAAUAAUGAGAAUUCCAAUAUGAUAAAUAAACUACGAAAAAAGUCAACCGAUCCCAACUAUGGAAAUAAAACACCUCGCAGCAAGAAAAUAAAUAAGCCAAUGCCAGCUUCAAAAAAGUUGGAGUUGCUUAGUAAACGUAAAACAUCAUCAAAGUAUUCCGACUCCAGUGAUGAUGAAUCCGAAACAUCUGAAAAACAUGCAUCACCACCAAAACAACCGCGACCAACACAAAAGUCAAAUGUACUGAGUCCAACACGUUUACUCGAUCGACUCAGUAUUGACGAAAGAAAAGAUAAUUUAGCAGACAAUUCCGAUGCUGAAGAAGCAAAUGAAACUAAAAAAAAAUCAAACGAAAAUUUAAAUUCAACUACAAAUAAGUAUCAAAAUGCCCGACGUGUACUCAACAGUGCAGAAACGCAACAUAUGCCAGGCCGUGAAGAGCAAUUAAAUGAGUUACGUGAAUUUUUUUCAGAACAUUUGAACAAUAAGACAUCCGCUAGUUUAUAUGUAUCUGGACAACCAGGUACAGGUAAAACGGCCUGUUUGUCAUUGCUAUUACGUUCUCCAGAAUUUUCUAAUCGUUUACAACGAGUUUAUAUUAACUGCACCUCAAUCGCCACUGUAGGUGGUGUUUACAAGAAGUUAUGCUCUGAACUAAAUUUACAACCAGCAGGACGCAAUGAGCGAGACUAUCUGGCAGCAAUACAACAACAUUUGCGUAAAGCGAAACGUAUGUUAUUAAUUGUUUUAGAUGAAAUUGAUCAAUUAUGUAACUCAAAGCAGUCUGUAUUGUAUACAAUUUUCGAAUGGCCUGCCAUACCCGAUGCUAAGUUGUUACUUGUGGGCAUAGCCAACAGCCUCGAUUUAACAGAUCGGGCUCUUUUGAGGCUUAAUGCACGUUGUGAACUUAAACCACGUCUGAUGCAUUUUCCGCCAUACACAAAAGAACAAAUUGUUAGCAUUUUUAAAGCUCGUUUAGCUGAAGCUGAUGUUUUAGACAUUUUUCCACCCGUUACACUGCAAUUGCUAGCGGCAAAAGUAAGCGCUGUUAGUGGAGAUGUACGUCGAGCAUUGGAUAUAGGACGACGUGUAGUUGAGAUAGCUGAACAACAAAAAAAAAGUGGACAGAACCAAAUGAAAUUAAGCGAUAUAAAAAAUAUUGAUAUUGAUGAUAAAAACGUAGCAGAAGAACCGUUAAAACCUGUGCAAAUCACACAAGUAGCUGCUGUUCUCAAUAAAGUCUACGGAGCUUCACAAAAUUUACAAGAAGAUAUCGAGGAAUCAUUUCCACUGCAACAAAAAAUUAUGCUUUGUACGUUAGUGUUAAUGCUGCGCAAAGAAAAAAAUAAGGACAUAACUAUUGGACGACUACAUGAAGUAUAUCGUCGUGUUUGCGCUAAAAGAAACAUACACUCAGUUGACCAAACUGAAUUUGCUGGACUAGUUGAUUUAGUUGAAACUCGCGGUAUAUUGCGUAUAAUGCGAAAAAAAGAACCACGCCUUAAUAAAGUCGUACUGCAGUGGGACGAAGAAGAAGUUAAUGGAGCUUUAAGAGAUAAACAACUUAUUGCUUCGAUACUUGACGAUACUGCUUGUUUAAGCAAAUAGUAAUUUUUUGAAAACUAUAUGUGCCUCAAGAGGUGCAAAAGACAAGUAAAUUAUUAUUAUUAUUGUAACAUUUUAUUAAAUUAGCAAAACACAUAAUCAUUUAAACUAUAACUAUAGACUGAUUUAGCGUGUAAAUGCUUUUAUAAAUCAAAUAAAA
Teleopsis dalmanni is the source of this 2040-nucleotide messenger RNA. It is a transcript of the gene Cdc6, whose product is annotated as cell division control protein 6 homolog. Gene Ontology annotation, molecular function: DNA replication origin binding; ATP hydrolysis activity. Gene Ontology annotation, biological process: mitotic DNA replication checkpoint signaling; cell division; DNA replication initiation. Gene Ontology annotation, cellular component: nucleus. Bases 126 to 1883 code for a protein of 585 amino acids. The transcript has 2 exons. Lineage: Eukaryota; Metazoa; Arthropoda; Insecta; Diptera; Diopsidae. The record is from RefSeq and is a predicted model, not a curated record.